UGAGAAUUUUAAAACGUCACUAUUAUUAAUAGUUGUAAUUGAAGUUAUUAAUAUAAUGUAAUUAAAAAAAAUCCGCUCAACUAAAAGCGAAGAGUUAAUAAACCUUGUCAAAAAUAACGCACUUUUGUUUACGAUUGUAAAGUAACAAAAGAUCAUAGAUAAUAUAUAUUUACAUUAGAAUAUUAGAAGCAACCAAUCCCUAAUCUGUAUAAAAAUUAAAAAUGACUGUUUACAAUUUGUAUAUUUUUGAUAAAUAUGGCACAUUACUGUAUUAUGGUGAAUGGAAUCGUUUAAAAAAAUCUGGUAUAACAUUAGAGGAGGAAGCAAAAUUGAUGUAUGGUAUGCUAUUUUCACUUAAAUCUUUUGUAAACAAAAUUUCGCCAACGGAUCCUAAGGAUGGAUUUCUUAAUUACAAAACGAGUAAAUAUGCAUUGCACUAUUUUGAAACACCUUCAGGUUUGAAGUUUGUCAUAAAUACAGACGUUGUCUCAACAAAUGUAAAAGAAGUUUUGCAGCAAUUAUAUUCGAAAAUAUGGGUUGAGUAUGUAGUAAGAGAUCCUCUAUGGGUGCCAGGAGCUCCUGUAACAUCAGAUUUAUUUAAGAGCAAAUUAGAUGAAUUUAUAAGACAAUCUAGUGUUUACAGUAUUAAGAAUAUUUAAGUAAAACAGCGUUUUAGUUUAAGACUAUAAGACUUUAAUCAUGAAUUUCUAUAACACCUAAGAAAUAUGUUUUUCUUUUGAUAUACAUAGCUAUUUGUUCUAAAAUUACAUACAUACAAAUACAUAUAUGUAUGUGUCAACGUAUACAUGAAACAACUAUAAAUGUUUUAUUCGAAUUAUUGAUAUCUUAAUAUUUGAAUUGUUAAUGUUUUAUUCUUGUUCAUACAAGAAUUGAAAAAAAAAACUGGAUUGAAAAUUUAACUUUUGCUAGUGCAAAAUGCUUUGCAAAUUCUUUUAACACUAUAAAUCUAUCACAGGAUUAACUUUUUUUUUAAUUUUUAGUUACGAAAAGUUAAAAUGCAAUUUUUUCUAUUUUAUUAGUUGUAAUAUUUCAAUAAUUUUGUAUAAUAACAUUAAAAAAUUGAGUUCAAAAAAACCUUCCAGACUUUAAUUUUUUUUUUGAUUGCAGUACAUGCUGCACUACAAGAAAAGAUAAUAAAACAUGUGGGAUUUUGUUUAGUACACAUUGCGCCGAGUUUUGUACGAAUUUCAGAAACUAUGACACUUUUUGAUAUUAAUAAGCAGAAUAUUGAUAACCCACUUCUGACUUAGGACUUAUAAAGUAUGCUCAAAUAUCCAAACUACAAAAUCUGCGAAAGGAUUUUUUAAGUUUUUUUAUAACUAAAGCAAAAGUAUUAAAAAUUGGAAGCAGAGCAUAACAAAAAAUUUAAUAUUACUCGAUUAUUACAAAUCAAAAAAAAAAAUUCUUGUUUUCCGUAGAUUUGUAAGUAUGCGUGAAAAGUCUAGAGAUUUAAUUUCCAAAGUUUUACUAAUUAUGUUUUCCACUUAACGCAUUUAUACUUGUAUAAUCACAAAUAAGUAUUAUGUAUAUUUGGUUUUCCAUAAGCUUCACAA
Messenger RNA from Condylostylus longicornis, 1574 nucleotides. RefSeq names its product trafficking protein particle complex subunit 1 (gene Bet5). NCBI's taxonomy places the organism in Eukaryota, Metazoa, Arthropoda, Insecta, Diptera, Dolichopodidae. The transcript has 3 exons. The record is from RefSeq and is a predicted model, not a curated record. Gene Ontology annotation, biological process: endoplasmic reticulum to Golgi vesicle-mediated transport. Gene Ontology annotation, cellular component: TRAPP complex. Bases 222 to 659 code for a protein of 145 amino acids.